GGAGUCCGACGUAUGAUGGAGGGGUUUGGGUAUGACUACUAUGGAGAAGGAGCGAGAGAGAGACAGGAGGAGGGCUAUCGGAGAGUUGUAGGGGAUGCUCAGCCUCGGCAGACCAGCGUUUCAUCCAGGGAAGGGGAGCAUUAUGUGCGGCAGUCCUCACACGGACAUGAAACUGCGGCUCAGAGAUACAGCGCCACUCGUAUCCAAGCUGGUCUAGGCCCAGAGAGCAUGGCGGAUUACUUGAUCAGCGGUGGCACGGGCUACGUCCCUGAAGAUGGACUCUCGGCACAGCAGCUCUUCUCAAUCGGAGAUGGCCUCACGUACAACAGAUCUGACCAACAGUGUGUUGUCUCCGAUGGUCAUACGGCUGAAGAGCUAUGCUCUAAAGGAGAUGGGUUGACUUACAAUGACUUCCUGAUCUUACCCGGCUUCAUCGACUUUACCUCAGACGAAGUGGACUUGACAUCAGCGCUGACCAGAAAGAUCACACUGAAAACCCCCCUCAUCUCGUCCCCGAUGGACACCGUCACAGAGUCGGCAAUGGCAAUAGCUAUGGCGCUAAUGGGAGGCAUCGGCAUCAUUCACCAUAACUGCACACCAGAUUUCCAGGCUAACGAGGUUCGGAAGGUCAAGGAUCUGAGGUUUGAGCAGGGUUUUAUCACGGACCCGGUCGUCAUGAGCCCGCGCCACACGGUCGGGGAUGUGUUCGAGGCCAAAGUACGACACGGAUUCUCGGGCAUCCCCAUCACGGAGACUGGGAAAAUGGGCAGCAAACUGGUGGGCAUCGUCACCUCCAGAGACAUCGACUUCCUGUCUGAGAAGGACCACGGCAAACCUCUGGAGGAGACUAUGACUAAGAGAGAGGAGUUGGUAGUAGCUCCAGCCGGCGUUACUCUAAAAGAAGCAAACGACAUCCUGCAGCGCAGUAAAAAAGGAAAACUCCCCAUAGUGAACGAUAACGACGAGCUGGUGGCCAUUAUCGCCCGGACGGAUCUGAAGAAGAACAGGGACUACCCUCUGGCCUCCAAAGACUCGCGCAAACAGCUGCUGUGCGGCGCCGCCAUCGGCACCAGGGAUGACGACAAGUACAGGCUGGAUCUGCUGGUGCAGGCCGGAGUGGAUGUCGUCGUGCUGGACUCUUCACAAGGCAACUCUGUGUAUCAGAUCAACAUGAUAAAUUAUAUUAAGCAGAAGUACCAAGAUUUGCAAGUUGUGGGAGGAAAUGUGGUUACAGCAGCUCAGGCCAAGAACCUGAUCGACGCCGGCGUGGAUGCUUUGCGGGUUGGCAUGGGCUGCGGCUCCAUCUGCAUCACGCAGGAAGUGAUGGCAUGUGGGCGACCCCAGGGGACCUCCGUGUACAAGGUGGCAGAGUACGCCCGGCGUUUCGGCGUGCCGGUCAUUGCAGACGGUGGCAUUCAGACCGUGGGCCACGUGGUGAAGGCUCUGUCGCUCGGGGCAUCGACUGUUAUGAUGGGCUCGUUGCUAGCGGCAACCACUGAGGCUCCCGGAGAGUACUUCUUCUCAGACGGCGUGCGACUUAAAAAGUAUCGUGGUAUGGGAUCCUUAGACGCUAUGGAGAAAAGCACCAGCAGCCAAAAACGUUACUUUAGUGAGGGCGACAAGGUGAAGGUAGCUCAGGGUGUGUCGGGCUCAGUCCAGGACAAAGGCUCCAUCCACAAGUUUGUACCUUACCUGAUAGCAGGUAUCCAACAUGGCUGCCAGGACAUCGGAGCGAAGAGUCUCUCCGUCCUCCGUUCUAUGAUGUACUCUGGAGAGCUGAAGUUUGAGAAGAGGACCAUGUCUGCGCAAGUGGAGGGAGGCGUUCACGGACUCCAUUCUUUCGAGAAGCGGCUUUACUGAACACGGGGACGGAGCGCAGAUCACCAGUGACAUACCCAAUCUCACAGUGACCAAAUGUUGAAUCGCCACUUCUGCUAAAAAAAAAAAAAAAAAAAAAACACGCACCACCGACUCCACCAUCUCUGGCCUCCUCCCCUGCCGCAUCGACAUCACGCCGUCGCUUCCUGAUCCCGACCAGCGGAUUCCGGGAGGAAAGGGGCGGGAGGGGCGGGAGGAGGAGGCGCGGUCAUCGUAGCAAAGCGAGAACCUUCAAAACUGACACGACUCUCCGAACACUUCGGAUUUUGCACUCAAGAUGUGGCGCAUCAGGGUUUUUUUUUUUUUCUUUUUUUUUUUCUUUUUUUUUUACUUGAUGAGACGACAUACACACCUGUAUCUUGCAGCCCGGUCGUUGUGUAGUAGUGGGAGAACGAACUGUGCGGUAGCGUGCGUCUGAGUGCGUGUGUGUGAGUUCAAAAUGUGUCUUGGGACAAACAAAGUGAAGGUGCACUGUCUAUAUUUGUCCUGUUUAAUAUUAGUGAGUCAAAAGAAGCCAUCUUUUUUUUUUUUUUUUUUUUUUUUCGAUUUUUGGCUUUAUGGGAUCCACCCGUACCAGCAAACUUAUCAGAAAGAAGCCUCACGCAUCCCAGUUCUUUAACACACUAGUAUAUAUAUGACAGAAGACAAUAUAUGUGCGGUGUUUUUUCAAAAGUUCUCACCGAUAAAUGCUACUUGAAGGGUAGACGCUUAUAUCUCAGCCCAUUAUGUUUACUCUGUGUUUUUGUGUGUAUUGUGACGUACGCGAUAUUGGCCUUGGUUGCUGUCCUGUCAACAUUUUACAUUUGUACCUGCAAUCAGUAGACAGAACACAACCUUUACCACUGUGGACGUUCAUUAACCCUCUCAAAGACUCACUGAGCCAAAUAUCCGGUGUCCCAUCUCGAUGCGCAGUCUUCACGGCGUAGACGGGACCAAAAGCUGGACGAUCAGGAGAAAACGAAUCAAUCAAAAGUAGUUGACAAUGAAGGAGAAUUUCCCUUAAUUUGAAUACUUUUAGAUAAAGCAACUUUAUAAUAAACCUGUAUAGUCUUCAGGGAGGGGGCUUUGAAUUGAGCAUGGAGGGGUUUUUGAUAUGCAUGUUUGUUUUUUCACAAAGCCAGACGUUGGCUGUAUUUAUAUUUCCGCUUUAAUUGCAUACAUACUGCCAAGUGUAUUUACACUUCCUCCGACACUCUUCUUUUUCUAACGUUUAAAACCCAAAGCAACAAGUCGCCCCCCCCUCGUUAACCCCGGCCCUUCCUGCGCUUUCGUGCUGCCGCAUACGCUCCCCUUACGUACGUUUUGUUUCCGAUUUGUCCGUUUCUUUUCACCGGAGACACGCCUUGAAGCAGAGAUGGAUGGAAUGCAUUCAUGACGCGACAAACCUUCUCGUCUCCUCAUCUUACUUUGAAACAGUGUCUUUGUGUUGUUCUUGUUUAUGUGAGCGUAGGCUUUUCUAACAUCUUUAUAUGUUUUGCCAUUUCUUGUUAUUAUUUUUUAUAUAUAUAUAUAUAUAUAUAAAGUGGCCCAGAUUGUAAAAGUUGCUUUCUCUAUCAUGUUAGUGUUCACUUGACUAAUAAAUGGUCUUGCAACUGGACUAAAUUGCAAGGAAGAUAUAUAUGGAGGAAUAAUAUACCUAUGUUCAUUUGGUAAUGACUGCUGCUUGUUUUCAAUUUCCCGCCUGAAGAGGUAAUCCAGGUUUUUAAAAUCCUGUUAAUCCAUCUGAAAAGCACAAACACAAUAGAUGAGAUGCUUUAUUUUAUUUUUAUUUUUAUUUUUUUCUUUGGUCGGUAUGAGCUCCUAUGAUUUCCGCUUCACUACAGUUGCCAUAACACAAUGGUGGCUUCUGCAGCCAACAACCAAACCAUUUUUUUUUUUUUGUUCUCAGUGGAUGGGAAAGACUCGGUAUUUAGUAAUUCCAUUAGGGAUUUUGAGGAAUAUCGCUUCAGAACAUGUUUACAGUGAAAAACACUCAACAGACGAAAGUUGCUUUUGCUGUUCUAUAUGUUAAAGAAGAAUAAAUAAGUAAAACUGUGA
This is a messenger RNA of Mugil cephalus (flathead mullet), 3915 nucleotides long. RefSeq names its product IMP (inosine 5'-monophosphate) dehydrogenase 1b (gene impdh1b). Bases 13 to 1860 code for a protein of 615 amino acids. NCBI's taxonomy places the organism in Eukaryota, Metazoa, Chordata, Actinopteri, Mugiliformes, Mugilidae. Gene Ontology annotation, molecular function: IMP dehydrogenase activity. Gene Ontology annotation, biological process: GTP biosynthetic process. The transcript is spliced from 17 exons. Gene Ontology annotation, cellular component: cytoplasm. The record is from RefSeq and is a predicted model, not a curated record.